Paraglomus brasilianum is the source of this 918-nucleotide messenger RNA. The record is from the annotation of a GenBank genome assembly. NCBI's taxonomy places the organism in Eukaryota, Fungi, Glomeromycota, Glomeromycetes, Paraglomerales, Paraglomeraceae.
AUGCCAAUCGACGCUGCGACUUCAGCACUUAAUCUUUCUAUCGCACCUGCAACAGGAGGGACCGGCUUUGUUACUCCGCAAAGUCGUUCGUUCACCGUAUCAGUCAAUCCUGUAGUAUUGUUUUCUAUUCUGGAUCAUUACUUACGGAGACAAGAAAAUCAGGAUAGAGUCAUUGGCACACUGUUGGGUGUCAGGAGCGAGAAUGGUAACGAAGUAGAAGUAAGAAAUUGUUUCCCUGUUCCGCAUAACGAGACGCCCGAGCAGGUCGAAGUAGAUAUGGAAUGCCAUAGAAAUAUGUUUGAACUUCAUCGAAAAGUGAAUCCGAAAGAGUUAAUAGUUGGAUGGUAUGCAACCGGAUCGAAACUAAAUCAAUGGAAUGCACUCAUUCAAGACUUUUAUUCGAGGGAAGUGGCUCCAUUCCAAGCAAUACAUCUCACAAUGGAUACUAAUUUGCAGAACGAGGACAAACUGCUUGGAGUAAAAACAUACGUCAGUUCCCCAAUCGGCAUACCGGCCAAACCAGAGAACUGCAUGUUUUUGCCCAUUCCAUGUGAUGUAAAAUACUUUGAUGCUGAGAGAAGUGGACUUAAUCUGCUUGCCUCUACAAUGAAUAAUCCAGACAGGGCAACGUCACUAAUUUCUGACAUGGAUAAUCUGGAAAAUGCAAUAGUUUCAGUGCAGGAAAUGUUAGAAAGAGUUAAUGGUUAUGUACAUAAAGUAAUAAACGGUGAAAUGGAUCCGAAUGGUACAAUCGGACGAUUCUUAAUGGAUACCAUUUCAGUUGUACCAAAGAUUGAUAAGACGGAAUUUGAAAAGAUGUUUAAUGGCCAUCUACAAGACAUGCUAAUGGUCGUAUACUUGGCUAACAUUACUCGAACACAACUUGGAAUAGCAGAGAGACUCCAACUGCUUGUAUAA